CAUCACGUGGAGACAUCAUGGAUGCGUUUGAGUUUGCCAAAAAGAGGAAAUGCUGUCCCGACAGUAGGAGACACCCCGCAGCUCAACUGACAGCUCCGUUCAGUCGUUUCUCCGCAGCGUGUGCGUUUGUGUGUGCGUGUACCUGCUCACGGUCUGCAGCAUGUUCGUGUUGGUGGAGAUGGUCGACACUGUCAGGAUCCUUCCGUGGAACUUCCAGAGACAACUCAACGAGGCCAUAGUGGAGGAGCUGAACAAGAAACUGGCCAACAAGGUGGUCUUCAACGUCGGCCUGUGCAUCUGCUUGUUCGACAUCACUAAACUGGAGGACUCCUAUAUAUUCCCCGGGGACGGAGCCUCACACACUAAAGUUCAUUUCAGGUACGUUGUCUUUCACCCUUUUCUCGAUGAGAUCCUGCUCGGCAAGAUCAAGUACUGCAGUCAAGAGGGAGUUCACGUGACGAUGGGCUUCUUUGACGACAUUCUCAUUCCACCAGAGUCUCUUCAGCAGCCCGCCAAAUUCGAUGAAGCGGAGCAGGUCUGGCUCUGGGAAUACGAGACGGACGAGGGGGCCCACGACCUCUACAUGGACCAAGGGGAGGAGAUCCGUUUUCGGGUGACGGAUGAAGUCUUUGUAGACACCUCGCCGACGGGCCCGGCCGCCGCAGCGACGGAAACGCCGGCACAACCGGGACAGUCGACGGCUCCGCCAGCGGAGGCCACCGAGGAGAAGAAAGAGUCACCGUACACUCUGAUUGGGACCAUCUGCGACCCGGGGCUGGGGCUGCUGUCGUGGUGGAACAGUUAGCACUGCAGCGGAGGAAGGAGGACAUUUGGUGGUUACGAACAGCUCGGUCAGCGUGACCGAUCGGAGAGGCGGAGGACGGCCGGCUGGAGACCCAGAAACCACUGGUUUGGAUACAGAAGUGGAGGCAUCAAAGUGGAGCUCUCUGAACCAAGAUGCUGUUGGUGUAAAGUGACUGAUGUGCUCCGCCACGUUGAGACUUGAUUGUGUUGUAAAUAAUGCCCUGAACAUACCAGCUCCGUGUCGACAUGUGAAGUUGACCGUGUAUUUCAAAACGGAAUCAUUUGAUUGACAUUUAUGCUCAUUUCGUGUAUUUCACAUGCAAAUUAACCCCCCAAUUCAAAGGAAAACAUGUAUUAUGUCUUUUAAUUAUUUGAAUCAUAAUGGCAUCACUACUUUAGUAUGAUAGUCGGACAUACACAGGUCACAAAAUCUGACUUAAUGGGUCAAAGUAGGUGCUGUUGAACACUGAACAGCACUUAUCAGGGAUGAAUAAAGUUGGUGCCUAAUGAUGCCUGAGAGCUUACGGACACUCGAGGUUAAAGAGGAGAGAAAUAAGGAUGAGUGAUACUUUUGUUCAUAAAAAUUAGACCCACGGGACAAAUUAUACCGCGUUUGUAUCAAGAUUCAAACAAAGGUAACAUUGCUACAGUAAAUAAUAAUUUUCAAUUUUAAAAUAUUAACUUUUUAUUUCAAAUGUUACCUCAAACAGGUUUUUGUGCUCGCUUCCUCAGUUUAUGAAACAGCCUUGUACUAGUUUGUUGCUGUUUUGCCUGCCAGUAAAAGGAUGUAUCAUCA
Anarrhichthys ocellatus (wolf-eel) is the source of this 1600-nucleotide messenger RNA. RefSeq names its product polymerase (RNA) III (DNA directed) polypeptide H (gene polr3h). The record is from RefSeq and is a predicted model, not a curated record. The transcript is spliced from 7 exons. NCBI's taxonomy places the organism in Eukaryota, Metazoa, Chordata, Actinopteri, Perciformes, Anarhichadidae. Gene Ontology annotation, biological process: DNA-templated transcription; transcription initiation at RNA polymerase III promoter. Gene Ontology annotation, molecular function: DNA-directed RNA polymerase activity; DNA binding. Gene Ontology annotation, cellular component: RNA polymerase III complex. Bases 161 to 805 code for a protein of 214 amino acids.